GCGUGCUUUGAAAAAAUGUUAAAAACUUCGUGGACAUAAACAACAACAAAGCAUUGGAAUCCAGCAAACGAUCUCAUUUUUGUCGAGAUUGCGCGGUUUUCGGAGAAAAUACCCGUCCAAAUCGAGGCCACCGACGAUGCCCUGUAUCGUCCCGCACUGUGAUCCGGAGGGGCAAAGCUUCACGCUUCGAUUUCCGCGAAAUAAGCAGCUAAUCGAACGCUGGUGCCAGGCGAUUGAGUUGGGCUCGGGUGUUGCACUUCCACCGGCUCUCGAUCCACUAGAAGCGGAAGUUUGCCAGCAACAUUUCCAGGAGGUGGACGAGUACAGCGAACCAAUCAUCUUCCGGAAUGUGAGCAUGGGCCGAGAAGUGCACCUGGCAAGUUGCCGGUUGUGCUUGGGGUUUAACUUCCUGGAGAAAUUCAUCAAGGAUUGCAGUGAGAAGACGAUUGUCGGGACGAUGUCCAUCGGGGAAGUACUGGAAGUCACCGGUUGCGGCGUACAGAUGAAGGAGUCCGACUUUCUGGAAAACGUCUGUGAACAGUGCUUGGUACGGUUGGACUUGAUUGUGGCCAUUCGGAGGCAGCUGGUCGAAAGUGGGCGUUGCUUUAAGAGAAUGGAAUUGUUCAUCAGGGAGGAGAACCGACUGCGGUACAAGCGGGUGCCCAAGGUCGAGAUGACGGAGCAUCAGUUAUUACAGGACAAACUUGUCGAUUCGUCAGAUCUGGAAAUAGAAUUGCUAGUCAAAGUUGAAACAAAGCCAGACAUGCAUGCACUAGACUUGACGGAUAUUCCCGAAGCAGAUGAAAAUCAAGAGAUUGAGGAGGAAUAUAUCGAGCAGGACGAUUUCCGGGAGGAUUCUCCCCAUGAAGAUAUUGCCGAGGAUGACGAAAACGAAGCAAAAUCAGACAACGAAGCGCCUCAAGCACAAAAGCGGAAAAGAGGACGACCCCGUGGCUCGGGACAACCCCUCGCCCGAAGAAGGGGAAAAUUGAAGGGAUUAACCGAACGUAAGUGUUACAUGUGUGUUCAGCUGUUUGAGACGCCCGAAGAGCUUUUUGCCCAUAUGGUCGACCACGUGGAUCACAAUUUGUCCUGCGAAGCGUGCGAUGAGUCGUUCCCAAAUCUGACCAAGUACAAUCGACAUCUAUCGAAGCACGAUCCGGUGGAACGGCCGGUGAAGUGUGAUCAUUGCGAACUCAGGUUUACCGAUGGACUGGGAAAACGACGACACGAAAAGCUAAAACAUAACGUAGAUCAUCAGGUCAGCACGUUCACCUACGCUGAUAGACCGAAGGGUAAGUUCACCUGCCAGCACUGUGGCAAGCAAUGCAUGUCCAUGUCGUUCCUGAGGGAACAUGAGGAUGCCCACGCCGGUAUCAAGCGACACGAGUGUAAAUCAUGUGGUCGACUUUUUGCCAACAAGAACAAUCUCGAGCGACAUCAUCUGAUACACACUUCGGAAAAGCCGUACAAGUGCGAAGUUUGUGGGAAGGCUUUCCGUCAGUCGCCUAUGUAUAAGGAUCACCUUCGGUUACAUUCCGGGGAAACGCCGUAUGGGUGCAAUGGAUGUGAACUUCGAUUCACAUCCGCCACCCUACUAAGGAAACACAAAAUACGUUAUCACGGUGCUUCCUCGGCGCAAGCUCAAGUUGGCCUGGCUGCUCCUCGCGCCCAGAAUUACUGUCGCUUCUGCACCGCCUCAUUCAAGCGACAUUCGCUCCUGGUGGAACAUAUCCUGCGAGCCCACCCCAACGAACAGGUUGACUUCUUCCAGUGUCAAACAUGCGAGCAACGAUUCGUGGACAAACUAGUUUUCGAUAUGCACGAGCGAAAUCACGAGAAGAACUUCCAGUGCGCGUUCUGCGACAGAGCCUUCAGCUCACUGGAAGCCCUGAAAGCACACGAACCGAUGCACGACGGAGUUCGCGGCUACACCUGCAAAACGUGCUCGAAAACGUUCAGCCACGUGGCCAACCUGAAGCGACACGAAUUGCUCCAUCAGGGCAUCAAAAAGCACGAAUGCGACUUCUGUGGCAAACGGUUUGCCCAGUCCAAUCAGUUGCACACCCAUCGGAGAACGCACACCGGAGAGAAACCGUACGAGUGCCAAAUGUGCGGCAAGCGGUUCGCUGACAAUAGCACAUUGUGCAAACAUCGGAAGAGCGUUUGUAAGACGAGUGCAGCUGUGGCAGAAACGGGUACGUAGUCAUUUUGUUUUAUGGCUUGACGAUGUGAAAAGACGAUUUCAUUGAUAACAAGUUGGUGCACUGAUCCGAAA
This is a messenger RNA of Aedes aegypti (yellow fever mosquito), 2278 nucleotides long. Its product is annotated as zinc finger protein 2 homolog. Gene Ontology annotation, molecular function: zinc ion binding. Bases 137 to 2206 code for a protein of 689 amino acids. The transcript is spliced from 3 exons. The record is from RefSeq and is a predicted model, not a curated record. Gene Ontology annotation, cellular component: nucleus. NCBI's taxonomy places the organism in Eukaryota, Metazoa, Arthropoda, Insecta, Diptera, Culicidae.